UUUUGAAGAUAAAAAAUGAAUAAAAUUAAAAAUGGCCUCCCUUUAUAAAUUGAAAGGCAGACAAAUUGAAUGAGGAAGUAGUGAUGUUCGAAACUCUCGGUCUCGGUUCCUGAGUCGGGAAAUUUCCCCUCUCUAUAAUAUAAUUUACUUUUUAAAAUUUUUGAGUGGUUAAUGGUGAACAAUGUAUAGGCGCAGGAGACAACCAAGAAAAACACAACGCCAUAAUCGGAUUCAGCUAGUGGGUGGGUGGAUGGCAAACGGAUUAGGCAGUGGUUUUUGGAAAGAAGGCGCCCUAGAUCGAAAACUUCAGUCUAACAUAAUUUUUCAUAACGCAACCACAUCUAGCGGGAAUGUGUCGUUGUAA
Molecule: messenger RNA, 364 nt
Organism: Meloidogyne enterolobii
Lineage: Eukaryota; Metazoa; Nematoda; Chromadorea; Rhabditida; Meloidogynidae
Source: the annotation of a GenBank genome assembly